Podarcis lilfordi (Lilford's wall lizard) is the source of this 4722-nucleotide messenger RNA. Lineage: Eukaryota; Metazoa; Chordata; Lepidosauria; Squamata; Lacertidae. The record is from the annotation of a GenBank genome assembly.
GGGACUGGGAGGCGCCUCGUGUCGGGCGGGGAGCGGCGGGCGCAGCCCCUCUCGCUCGGCCCCGGGGAGAUCCGAGGCACUUCCUCUUCUUCCCCACCACCCCACCCCGCGAGAGGAAAAUGGAGCGGAGGCGAAGCCGGGGGACGACGACGGCGACGCCUUCCUCGCACGCCGGCAAGAAGUCAGGCUCCCAGAGCAGGGCUCCCCGCCCGGCCAUUUCUCCCCGCCCAAAAUCUGAGAUUCCUCCCAGAGUUGCUGCAGACGAGAAGCGCGCGGCCAAUCCUAAUCCUGCUCGUGGGGGAUGAGCUCGCCUCCAAGGAAACACGCGCAGCUCUUUGCGCUUAUCCUUUAUAUUUGUGGCCCUUUUGCUGCUGCACAUGGGUGGCCGGUUUCCUGCUGCCCCUGAGUUUGGUGGAAGAUAAAAUACGAGCUGGAGACAUGUUACUGAAGCUUGGGUGUGGUGGGGGGGAGUUGCGCCUCCCCCCAAUCAAUAAAAAUACAUAGCAAACUGAGGUUCUGCCCCCCCUAACAAAAAUCCUGGCUAUUCCCAUGUACACCUUGUAUUUUAUAUUUCACGUGGCCCACUUAGGUAGGCCUGUGUUGCCUGACACGCCCUUCAGAGCCCCUUUAGAGUGAAUGUUGUUCAUGUCAUGACCCCUGGGUCAAGGUGGGCAGGGACUGCUUGGGUGUGGCACCUUUGCCCUGUAAACUGUUCAGCGGGCCCUCCCCAAAUCGACAACUGCCUAGGCCCCUGAAGAGCCUGCCCUGAGCACUCAGACGCUCUUGAGUCUGCCACUUCAAACCAUGACAGACGCAACAUAGUGAGUCGGGGUGGUGCAGUGGUUAGAGCGCUGGAUUCAGCCAUGGGGAGACACAGGUUCAGUCAUGCGCUGGGUGACCUUGGGACCGUCGCUAUCUCUCAGCCUAACCCACCUCACUGGGUUGUUGUAAGGAUAAAAUGGGCGAGACGGAGAGCCAUGCACGCCACCUUGAGCUCCGUGGGCAAAGGUGGGAUAUCAAUGUAAUAAAUAAAUAAAUCCAAUACACCCCUCCACACCCUGUCUCCUAACCACCAGCCCCCUUCUCUUCCUGCUUCUUUUCUCUUCCCCAUGGCCCAUCUAGUCCAGUUUCUUGUCCUCACAAUGGCCAGCUGGAUGCCUGUGGGAAACUCACAAGCAGGAUCUGAGCAUAAGAGCAUUCCCUGAUCCUGGAAUUUCCAGCAACUGGAAUUCUGGUUCCUUUGGAAUUGCAACUCCUUUAGCCCCCUGGUCUAGGGUCAGGAAACCUGUGGCUAGCUCCAGAUUUAGGGUAGUGUAGGCAAUUCUUCCAUAUACAACACCAAGCCGAGGGGGCAGUAUUAUUAUUAUUAUUAUUAUUAUUAUUACAGUCAUACCUCGGGUUACAGACGCUUCAGGUUGUGCGUUUUCGGGUUACAGACGCACCGAAACCCGGAAGUACCAGAACGGGUUACUUCCGGGUUUCGGCGCUUGCACAUGUGCAGAAGCGCUAAAUCACACUUUGUGCAUGCACAGAAGUGCCGAAUCGCGACCUCCGCUUGUGCAGACGCGGCACUGUGGGUUGUGAACGCUGCGGGUUGCAAAAAUGCCUCCCGCACGGAUCAUGUUUGCAACCUGAGCGUCCACUGUAUUAUUAUUAUUAUUUGUCGUUGUUGUAAAAACACAUAUUUAUACAGGUACCUACUCAAAUGCGGUACUCUCAACCUGUGGUACUCUCAAGUAUUGUUGGACUCCAACUCCCAUCUGCUGCAGCCAGCAUGGCCAAUGGCCAGUGAAGAUAGGCAGCAUUUGGAGGGCUAUAGCUUAGCCAUCUCUGAUGUAUAGAACUGCAGGCUAAAAAUGCUGUUCAGGAGCAUGGACAGGGAGCCUACUACUGCUUCCUGCAGUUACAAUGAAUUUCAGCUCGCUUAUUACUACCACUUGUCUUUUGCUUCAGGUAUAAGGAGGUAGGUGAAGGUGCAGAGUUAAGGCACAAAAUCACAUUGUUUCUGCAGGGAAGAGUAUUAGUGAGCCUACUCUUUAGCAUGGACGUAGCCAGGAUUUUUGUUAUAGGGGGCAGGCUUUUGUUGGGGGGGGGCAGAGCCUCAGAUUUGUAUUGAUUUUUAGUGAUUUGGGAGGGGCAGCUGCCCCCCUGCCUGCCCUUGGCUACACCCAUGCUCUUUAGGCUUGUCAUCUUACUAGCCUAAACGUUAACAACUGAAUUCAGGCUUCUUUCCAUCAGCUAAGUCCUAGUCCCUUACAAACUGCUUAGAUACUCAAGUUUGUAGGAAACAUGUUGCUUUCUGUUCUGCCUAUAUGGAGGAAAGUGGGUCCUACCAUUUGGAAGUGGGGGUUUGUCUCAUAUGGCACAUGCUAUGCUACCAAAACCACUUUAUCUUUAUCACCUGAAGAGCACUAUUUGCAUUUUUCUGCUGCAGGUACCAACAUGUCCUGGACCAUGGCUCAUAUACAAAACAGAAAAUUACAAAUUCUGAUUCAAAACAGGUUUACUCAGAAGCAAGUUCCACUCAGACCCACUGCGCUUGUAAGUAAAAUGUGUUUGGAACUAGCCUAAAUGCAAGGCUGUAACUAGGAUAGGAUAGACUGUACGAUACUCUCACUUUACAUAAUAAUUACCAUCUAAUUAGCCUUUCUAACCUUGCUGUCAUGUGCUAUAAAAGACUAACUAUAUAGGGCACAGGCUCUUCUAAAGGUUUUUACUCGCUGCCACCUCACAAUAGAAAGGAAGCUGCAUUGAAGGCUUAUUGAGGGAUAACAGGUCUCAUUUGCAAAUAACAGAUAAUCUAAAUUAUGCUGCCAUCUAGCACAAAAUAGAAGGAAAAAUAAAAAAAGCUGCCUAAAGGGAACACAUUUAGAAAGAAGAGCAUAAAACAGGCUCAUGUCCUUCAUUAUGAAAACACUGCCAGGGCGCAUACAUUUUCCAGUCAUUUUACCAUCUGACUUUUUAUUCUUAUCAUCCCUUUUCUUCUUUCUCCCCUUGAAUUUUCCUUUUGUGUUUGCACUGUUUUCCUCUAUCACACUCUUCCUUUACCUCAUCAUUUUUCCCCACUCAUUGACUUGUCUAGCUUUCUGCCUAUGCGAGAAAGCAGCAUGCACUCCCAACAGGGGGGCCAUAUAAUUGCACAGGUUUUUGAUAGUGGCGUUAAAGCAUCUGGGGAAGAGCGAAAGUGCAGCCUUUUCAGUAUAUUAUUACAAGAAGUCGGGUCAGCAGCACUUCCAGCCCCAAUCUCAUGGGCACUACACCAGUGGCUUCUAAUAUCACCCUGUGGAUGGUUUUUAACAUCAAAGGUGAAACUUGAGGAAUAUCUAGAGCAACAAAGCUAUUAAAAGUUAAAACUCAAGAGAUGUUUCCUAAAAAUAAAGUGAAUAUCUCAUACCAAAAUUAAGCUAUUUAUUGUGCACUUUAUUUAAUUCCUGGUAUGAAGCAUAAUUUAGUCAAGCUUUAUGUGAUUCAAAAGACAAUACAGAAUAUUCUAUCUAGUCCACGGAUAAUAAUGUAAUCAGCAGCUACAUAAAGAAAUUGUGUGUCGUAAUAGUUACAGGCGGAACUGGGUCUGAAAUCUGCAGCACUUUUAGCCCUCACACGCUGUCUUAUUUGUAGGAUAGAUUCCAGCACACACUGGGGAACUUAGGUUUGCACAAUUAAAAUGGAUUAAAGCGCUCCAUCACCCUAGCAGAACAAAUUGAAUUUUUAAAAGAAGCAGAUUUUUUGAGGCUAGGCAAGUGAUGGAGAACUGCACUGGAAGUGUGGAAUGUAAGAAUCAGGGCCGGACCACCCAUAAGGCAAGGUGAGGCUAGUGCCUCAGGUGGCAGGAUCCACAGGGGCAGCAGAUCUGGUCUCCCAAUGCAGCCAAUCCCAACAGAAACCAAGAUUGUGGAGGGUGGGGGAAUUUGAUGCAUCAGUUAUGUGUACACAUUUACCAAUUUUUAAUGUAGCGCCAUCAGGGUGCACAGAAUAUCGCCAAGUUCAAGAGGGCAGAUCCCUACUCCGGAGAGCUUACAGUUCAAAAACACACUGUACAGGGGAAGCAAUAGAGGAAGAGGGGAAUGGAGGCAAGGGUAAACAGAAAGAAUGUUAAUUUAUAGGUUUUGUUACAGGCUCAGUUUUAAUGGAGAACUUGGAUUUUGAAGGGGAAUUUCAAGGAAGGAUUUGGGCAGUGGUUCUCUGCUUCUUGUAGCUCUCUGAAUUUUAGCCUACAUUAGUCCAGAAUCUACAUUUAGUCCAGAAGAGCAACUCCUGUUUUUUUAUUCAAAACCAAUAAAGCGGAUUAGAAUCCUUGCAUCAUCCAUAAGCAUACACUGAAACAUAUAAACAUUUAUCCUUUUACCUGAGUUCAAAAGAAUAGCUUAACAGAGCUAAGGAACAGAUAAUCUGCUCUCUUUUUAUUUUUUUAUUUUUACUAUUACAAGUAUUAGGAUUUUGUUAUUGCAGACUUGGCCUAGAGAAUAAGCUUAAAAUUUUCUUUCCAUAAAACACUAAUGCUCGUGUUGUUCCUUUCAAAAGGGGUCAUAGUUUGUCCCUCUAAUUUUACUAAGUAUCAGAUCUCAAUUUCUAAAUUAUUUUUAUAUAUAAGGCUUGUAAAUACUCGCUUUCCUAGUGGCCUGUGCUCAACAAGAAUCACUUCCAGUCAAUAUAUACGUCUGUUAAUUCAAAGACAGCUCAUCCUGCUCCUUCUUCAAAUUAUUGGUAUGUACAAAAAAAGUA